CCCCGCUGGAGGCCGCAGGCAGCGACAGGCUCCGACGCGGCCCGGCCUGGCGCUUCAGUCGGGAUCCUGAGCCGGGGGACGGGCUGAGCCAUGUGGGGCCGCUACCUGGCGGCGCGGCGGCUGCUGAGCCUCAGCCGGACUUUGAAUCAAAAGUCAUGGAGGUGGAAGAGUGGGUCUGCAAAUGAAAAAGCACUACAAUACAAGAUAGGAGAACGAAUCCAUGGGUUCACUGUAAACCAGGUAACAGCUGUUCCUGAGCUAUUCCUAACUGCAGUGAAGCUUAGUCAUGAGAACACAGGAGCCAAAUAUUUACAUGUGGCACGUGAGGACUCCAAUAAUUUAUUCAGUGUACAAUUUCGUACCACACCGCUGGACAGUACUGGUGUUCCACAUAUCCUUGAACACACUGUGCUUUGUGGUUCUCAGAAGUAUCCUUGCAGAGAUCCUUUCUUUAAAAUGUUAAACAGAUCACUGUCCACUUUCAUGAAUGCAUUUACAGCCAGUGAUUACACACUCUACCCAUUUUCAUCACAAAAUCCAAAGGAUUUUCAGAAUCUCCUGUCCGUGUAUUUGGAUGCUGCUUUUUUCCCAUGUUUGCGACAACUAGAUUUCUGGCAAGAAGGUUGGAGGUUAGAACACGAGAAUCCGACUGAUCCUCAGACACCACUAGUCUUCAAAGGAAUUGUUUUUAAUGAAAUGAAAGGGGCAUUUACAGACAAUGAGAGGUUAUUCUCACAACAUCUACAGAAUAAACUCCUUCCUGAUCACACUUAUGCUGUAAUAUCUGGUGGAGACCCAUUAAGUAUUCCUGACCUUACAUGGGAACAGCUUAAACAGUUCCAUGCCACUCAUUAUCAUCCAAGCAAUGCUAGGUUCUUCACUUAUGGUAACUUCCCAUUGGAGCAGCAUUUGAAACAAAUUCAUGAAGAAGCGCUGACUAAGUUUCAUAGAAUUGAACCAAAUACUGCCAUCCCAGUACAGCAACUCUGGGAUAAGCCUAGAGAGCAUCAUGUGAAAUGUGGCUCAGAUUCAUUUGCUGCAGACCCUACAAAGCAGACAACUAUCAGUGUCAGCUUCCUGUUGACAGACAUUACAGAUACUUUUGAAACUUUCACGCUUAACCUGUUGUCUUCCCUGUUGGUUGGUGGACCUAAUUCUCCCUUCUACAAAGCCUUACUUGAGGCCAAUCUUGGUACAGACUUUUCUCCUGAUGUUGGGUUUAAUGGCUGCACGAGAGAGGCUUACUUCAGUGUAGGCCUGCAGGGAAUUGCUGAGAAAGACAUUGAAACAGUCAAACAAAUUACUGCUAGAACAAUAGAUGAAGUUAUUGAAAAAGGAUUUGAGGAAGAGAGGAUUGAAGCUCUACUUCACAAAAUUGAAAUCCAGAUGAAGCAUCAGUCUACAAGUUUUGGACUUGCCCUGACAUCAUACAUAGCUUCCUGCUGGAAUCAUGAAGGAGACCCUGUGGAACUUUUGAAGAUUGCAGACAAAGUGACUCAGUUCAGACAGCACCUCAAGGAAAACCCAACAUUUCUUCAAGAAAAAGUUAAACAGUAUUUUAAGGAUAAUCCACAUAGACUGACUCUGUCGAUGAGUCCAGAUGAAAGCUACUAUGAAAAACAAGCAAAAUUGGAAGCAGAAAAACUGAAACAAAAGGUUAAUGCUCUUUCUGAAGAAGAGAAGAAACAAACGUAUGAAAAAGGUUUGGAAUUAAUUGCUCUUCAAAGCAAACCUCAGGAUACCUCCUGUCUCCCGGCUCUAAAAGUAUCUGACAUUGAGCCUACAAUCCCGUUCACUGAGUUGGAGAUGGCAUUUGCAGCUGAUGAAAUCCCUGUCCAGUACUGUGCUCAGCCGACCAAUGGGAUGGUAUAUUUCAGAGCUGUUUCCAGCUUGAACACACUUCCAGAGGAACUCAAACCAUAUGUGCCACUCUUCUGCAAUGUCAUUACUAAAAUGGGCUGUGGAGCCCUUGGUUACAGAGAGCAAGCCCAGCAAAUGGAGCUAAAAACAGGUGGCAUGUCUGUCAGCCCACACAUCAUUCCAGAUGAUUCACAUCUGGAUGCGUAUGAACAGGGUGUGCUCUUUUCUUCUCUGUGCCUGGAUAGAAAUCUGCCAGACAUGAUGCACUUAUGGAGUGAAAUCUUUAACAACCCACACUUUGAAGAAGAGGAGCAUUUUAGAGUACUGGUUAAGAUGACUGCGCAAGAGCUGUCAAAUGGAAUUCCUGAUUCUGGGCAUUUAUAUGCAUCUGUUCGAGCUAGCAAAACCCUUACACCUGCCGGAGAGUUACAAGAAAUGUUUAAUGGCAUGGAUCAGGUGAAACUGAUUAAGCGAAUUGCAGAAAUGUCUGAUAUUAAACCAGUAUUACGCAAACUACCACGCAUUAAGAAAUAUUUAUUAAACAGUGAUAACAUGAGAUGUUCAGUGAAUGCUACACCUCAACAGAUGUCACAAGCAUCUAAAGAAGUAGAAAACUUUUUAAAGGGCAUCACUAGAAGCAAAAAAGAGAGAAAACCUGUCCGCCCCCAUGUGAUUGAGAAGUCUCCAGAGCUCUUGCCUGUUGGAAGGGAAAGGCUUAAUUGUUCACAAAUCACAAGGAAACUAAUUACUGAGCCUACCUUCAAACCAUGUCAGAUGAAGACCCAUUUUCUACUUCCCUUCCCAGUGAAUUAUGUUGGAGAAUGCAUUCGAACUGUUCCCUACACAGCUCCUGACUAUGCAAGCCUUCAGAUCCUUGCACGAUUGAUGACAGCUAAAUUCUUGCAUAGGGAAAUCAGAGAGAAAGGAGGUGCUUAUGGAGGAGGUGCUACACUCAGUCACAGUGGCAUAUUCACUUUCUAUUCUUACAGGGAUCCAAAUUCUACAGCAACCUUUUCAACUUUUGAAAAAGCAGCUGAAUGGGCUCAGUCUGGGGAAUUUGCACAGCAAGACAUUGAUGAAGCCAAGCUUGCAGUGUUUGCAGCUGUAGAUGCUCCUAUCGCUCCUUCAGACAAAGGGAUGAAUCAUUUCUUGAAUGGUAUCUCCGAUGAGAUGAAACAGAGACACAGGGAGCAGCUUUUUGCUGUCAGCAGUGAUCACCUUAUUGAUGUGGCAAACAAAUACCUUGCAGGUGGGAAGAGCACCCGAGGACUGGCUGUACUAGGCCCAGAGAAUCCGCACAUUGCCAAAGAUCCAUCUUGGGUCAAACGAUAACAUUUGUUACUGAAAAUGGCUUAAGAGAAAUAAAACAAUCCAAUUCAUAA
Messenger RNA from Terrapene triunguis (Three-toed box turtle), 3242 nucleotides. It is a transcript of the gene PITRM1, whose product is annotated as pitrilysin metallopeptidase 1. Bases 91 to 3192 code for a protein of 1033 amino acids. Lineage: Eukaryota; Metazoa; Chordata; Testudines; Emydidae. The transcript has 27 exons. Gene Ontology annotation, molecular function: metal ion binding. The record is from RefSeq and is a predicted model, not a curated record. Gene Ontology annotation, cellular component: mitochondrial matrix. Gene Ontology annotation, biological process: protein processing.